UUCAGGGUGUCGCUCAGAGUGAGACCUCUGUCCGUGCGCACUCUCUGUGUCUUGACGUGGCAACGGCCGCCGCCAUAUUGUUUUGCUUCGUUGUCAGUGGAGAGGAGCGGAGCAGAGAGGAGCGGCGGCUGCACGGCGGCGCUUUCCCCUGACAUCGUGACACCUGCGUCCUGCUUCAAACAUGGCCACCUUCGCAGAGUACAUCGCUCAGAACGAGGAGCGCGACGGCGUCCGCUUCAGCUGGAACGUCUGGCCCUCCAGCCGCUUGGAGGCGACCCGGAUGGUGGUGCCGGUGGCAGCUCUGUUCACACCCCUGAGGGAGAGAACGGACCUGCCCCCUAUCCAGUACGAGCCGGUCCUGUGCAGCCGCGCCACCUGCCGGGCAGUCCUCAACCCCCUGUGCCAGGUGGACUACAGAGCCAAGCUGUGGGCGUGCAACUUCUGCUACCAGAGGAACCAGUUUCCUCCAUCUUACGCCGGGAUCUCUGAGGUGAACCAACCUGCUGAGCUGCUGCCUCAUUUCUCCACCAUUGAGUAUGUUGUGCAGCGGGGCCCUCAGAUGCCACUGGUCUUCCUGUAUGUGGUGGACACCUGCAUGGAGGACGAGGACCUGCAGGCUCUGAAAGAGUCUCUCCAGAUGUCCCUGUCUCUGCUGCCCCCCACUGCUCUGGUUGGACUCAUCACCUUCGGACGCAUGGUUCAGGUCCAUGAGCUGGGCUGCGAGGGAAUCUCCAAGAGCUACGUCUUCCGCGGUACAAAGGACCUAAACGCUAAGCAGCUGCAGGACAUGCUUGGUCUUUCAAAGCCCUCUGCAGCUCAGGGUCGAGGGCCUCAGACCUCCCAGCAGCCUCUUUCCAACAGGUUCCUGCAGCCAAUCCAGAAGAUUGACAUGAACCUGACUGACCUUUUGGGGGAGCUUCAGCGAGACCCCUGGCCUGUCACUCAGGGGAAGAGGCCGCUGCGCUCGCUGGGCGUUGCGAUGUCUAUUGCUGUGGGACUUCUGGAGUGCACCUUCCCUAACACUGGUGCCCGGAUCAUGUCGUUCGUUGGGGGCCCAGCUACCCAGGGACCAGGUAUGGUAGUCGGUGAUGAGCUGAAGACCCCCAUCAGGUCCUGGCAUGAUAUCGAGAAGGACAAUGCCAAGUUCAUGAAGAAAGCCACCAAACAUUUUGAGGCUCUCGCCAACAGAGCUUCCACAAAUGGUCACAUCAUCGACAUUUACGCCUGCGCUCUGGAUCAGACGGGUUUGCUGGAGAUGAAAUGCUGCCCCAACUACACAGGAGGAUACAUGGUGAUGGCCGACUCCUUCAACACGUCUCUGUUUAAACAAACCUUUCAGAGGGUUUUCACCAAAGAUGUCCAGGGAUCCUUCAAGAUGGCUUUUUCUGCCACACUUGAAGUCAAGACAUCCAGAGAGAUCAAAGUGUGCGGAGCAAUCGGCCCCUGUGUGACUCUGAACGCUAAAGGACCUUGUGUCUCUGAGAACGAGAUCGGGACGGGAGGAACCAGUCAGUGGAAGAUAUGUGGUCUGGAUGCGAGCACCACGCUAGCUCUUUACUUCGAGGUUGUGAACCAGCAUAAUGCUCCAAUUCCUCAGGGUGGCCGCGGGGCGAUCCAGUUUGUCACUCAGUACCAACACUCCUCAGGACAAAGGCGCAUCCGAGUCACCACAACUGCAAGAAACUGGGCUGAUGCUCAGACUCAGAUCCAGAGUAUAGCAGCAUCAUUUGAUCAGGAGGCGGCAGCCAUCCUAAUGGCCAGGUUGGCGGUUUAUCGGGCCGAAACGGAGGAGGGACCUGAUGUUCUCAGGUGGUUGGAUAGACAGCUGAUCAGAUUGUGUCAGAAGUUUGGAGAUUACCACAAGGACGAUCCAAACUCCUUUAGAUUUUCGGAGACGUUCUCUCUCUAUCCUCAGUUCAUGUUCCAUCUGCGGCGCUCCCCGUUCCUUCAGGUGUUCAACAACAGUCCUGAUGAGAGUUCUUACUACCGACACCACUUCAACAGGCAGGACCUGACGCAGGCCCUCAUCAUGGUCCAGCCUGUGCUCUAUGCCUACUCCUUCAACGGCCCACCUGAGCCAGUGCUAUUGGACAGCAGCAGCAUCCUACCGGACCGAAUUCUGCUGAUGGACACCUUCUUCCAGAUUGUCAUCUACCAUGGAGAGACUGUGGCUCAGUGGAGGAAGGCCGGUUACCAGGACAUGCCCGAAUACGAAAACUUCAAACACCUCCUCCAGGCCCCAGUGGACGACGCUCAGGAGCUGCUGCACACUCGCUUCCCCAUGCCAAGAUACAUCGACACGGAGCACGGCGGCAGCCAGGCUCGCUUCUUGCUGUCCAAAGUCAACCCUUCUCAGACUCACAACAACAUGUAUGGCUGGGGACAGGAGUCCGGGGCUCCCAUCCUUACUGAUGACGUCAGCCUGCAGGUCUUCAUGGACCACCUUAAAAAACUAGCUGUCUCCAGCGCUGCCUGACCCAGCCUGAUUUCUCCUGUAGUUGAGCAUGCAUUUGCUGCCUGAAGCAAGCGACAAGCACUCCGUUCUGUUAGUGUUACUCUCAGCAGCAGGUCCAGGACAUUUCCACUCAAUAGUCUGUCUUCAUUUAGCUGCAAAGUUAUGUUGCUGCUCCGACAGUGUUCUGUGAAAGUUCUCAUCUAAGCCAACCCUAAGCAGUUCAGGUCCAUUUCAGCAAAGUCGUAAUCAGCUCUGGUAUCUUCCUGUGUGUCAACUUUUUCAUCUGAGUGUUGCAAACAUUUUAACUAAGAAUUUUAAAGACCCUGUCAUCGUGUGCUUCAGCAGAUUAGCUACGAUAAAACCCCGACUAUAACAUCUGAGUCACCUGCUGCCAUGAUAGAUCCUUUCAGCACCACAGAAAUCAGAAUUUGCAGAAAAAUAAUUCCUUGCUUUAUAUUUCAACACUUGACAUAUUUCCCAAACAUCCAUCCCAUGGCUGCUUAAUAGAAAACCUACAACCAUCCGGUGUUUUUCUUUUUGUUAAGGUGUUAGUGUUUUUUUAUUUAUGUGAGCAAAUUUAUUGUUUCCUCCUCGAUUAGACCUCAUUUUCAUUUCAAACACAAAAAAAUGUUGUCGAGGCAAGCGGAUGCAUGUGUUAUUUUCAUUCUGUCUGUCAUACGUUUGCAGUAAAACUGGUGUGGAAAGCCCA
This is a messenger RNA of Fundulus heteroclitus (mummichog), 3164 nucleotides long. RefSeq names its product Sec23 homolog A, coat complex II component (gene sec23a). The transcript has 20 exons. Gene Ontology annotation, biological process: endoplasmic reticulum to Golgi vesicle-mediated transport; COPII-coated vesicle cargo loading; COPII-coated vesicle budding. Bases 182 to 2476 code for a protein of 764 amino acids. Lineage: Eukaryota; Metazoa; Chordata; Actinopteri; Cyprinodontiformes; Fundulidae. The record is from RefSeq and is a predicted model, not a curated record. Gene Ontology annotation, molecular function: GTPase activator activity; zinc ion binding. Gene Ontology annotation, cellular component: COPII vesicle coat; endoplasmic reticulum exit site.